AUGGCCUCAGCAUGCGUGAAUAACAUCGGAAUGUCGUCGGAGAAUUUUCUGGAAUGUUCUCCUUCCAAGUAUCCGUCGUACGGGUGGCACAGUCCGAGGAUCUCGUUCAAACGUGAGUUACCCGAUGAGGAGGCGUCAAAAGUUGCCAUAGUUAAGGCUCCAGCUAAAACUGAAGCUCCAUCGGAUAAUGCAGUUUUGGAGAUGUUGGAAAAAUCAGAUCCAGAAGUAUCUGGCGAGGCUUUUGUGGAUUUUGAGUUCCGGCUAGAAGAUCCGGUCACAAUGCUCCCCGCCGACGAGUUGUUCUCCGAUGGGAAGCUCAGGCCAUUACAGCUAUCUUCCAUUCAGAAAUCAAUGAGGUCAGUGCCGACGAUAUCUGAGGUCAGAUCGCCGGACACGCCAAAACUACGCAUUAGAAAUGAGAUUUCUCUUACAGAUCCUUACUUAUUUUCCCCCAAAGCUCCCAGGUGUUCGAGCCGCUGGAAAGAUCUUCUAGGCCUGAAAAAACUCUACCAAAACAGCAAUGCAAAGCCAGAAGAUCAAAAGGCGGCAUCAGCAUCCAAUCACAACAAUAGUAAAAAUGCGGCCAGAAGCUUGAAGCACUUUCUCAACCGCAGUUCAAAAUCAUCAGUAAAUGCAUCCAUUGAUUUAUCUUUAAGCCUCCCAUUAUUGAAGGAUAUGGACAAUGAGCCGGUCUCAAUUUCCUCUCGGCUUUCACUUUCGUCUUCUUCAUCAGGUCACGAGCACGAUGAUCUCCCAAGGCUCUCUCUCGAUUCCGAUGAACCGAGUCCUCUCUCCCGUAGCUCUCACCGGAAGGCAAACACUCAUUCCAAAGUUCGAGUCGGUAGACCUAGGGCAUUAUCUUCAGAGAACCCUAAUACGGCAACUCGAGUGGUGCGUAGCCCAAUGCGCAGAGCACCGGAGCCUACUGCACAAGCGUGUGGAGUUUCAGCGGAUAGUCCUCGCAUGAAUUCUUCUGGUAAAGUCGUGUUUAAUAGCUUGGAGAGAAGUUCCAGUAGUCCGAGCAGUUUUAAUGGUGGCCCCAGAUACAAACAUCGAGGAAUGGAGAGGUCUUAUUCAGCUAAUGUCCGUAUUACUCCGGUUCUGAAUGUUCCGGUUUGUUCACUUCGAGGCUCGUCGAAAUAUGGUGUUUUUGGCUUAUUUUCUUCGCAACAGAAGAAAGAUAGUGGCGGCGACAACAAAGUCCUAGCAAAGAACCGCACGGAGUGA
Molecule: messenger RNA, 1227 nt
Organism: Fraxinus pennsylvanica
Lineage: Eukaryota; Viridiplantae; Streptophyta; Magnoliopsida; Lamiales; Oleaceae
Source: the annotation of a GenBank genome assembly